Molecule: messenger RNA, 2277 nt
Organism: Symbiodinium sp. CCMP2592
Lineage: Eukaryota; Dinophyceae; Suessiales; Symbiodiniaceae
Source: the annotation of a GenBank genome assembly
AUGUUCCGGCUUCGCCUGCUGCCGCUCCUGCUCUUGUUCGGUCAGGAACAGGCGGAACAGGCUGAGCCACAGAGUUCACUCAGUGAAGGGACGGAGAAGACCGAAGAGCUGCAAAGCCGUGUUGCGACGCUGGAAAAGGAGAUCUCCUUCUUGAACCGGAUCUCAGAACUGGAAGCUCAGAUGCAGGCCUUGCGCAAGCAGCUGGCGGACUGCGAGCGAUCGCGGGACACGUCCUCUAAAACUGCAAACACAAGGACCUCAUCUGAAUACAGUCUGUUCAGUGUUGCGGCCGCUUUAACCAACGACUUGGCCAGUGCACUUUUGCCGAUGGUGUUGGGCAUCCUGGCCUAUGUUUCUGCGACCACUGGCUUCGCUCGUGACGAGAAGUUGAAGAAAGCUCGCCACAGCUGCAGCUCGACGGAUGGAGAGCCCUUUGCUGCACAUGAUUUGAGCAGCUCCUCCACGAAAAAAGUCCAGCCGAAGCGCAUACGAGGUGAUUCGCCUUCGACCGCGAAGUCACCGACAGCUAGGGAAGAUGAUGGAGGAAUGGAGGCUAUUGGAACGUUACCUGAUCCGGAUCCUCCAGAUCCUUGUGACCAUGGUGUUCCUGAUGUUCCUUGCCAGAAUGUCUCCAAGGAGGAGGAAAUUCCUGCGGCAAGUCUGCUGCCGGAGCCGGACGAGCUUCCACAAGAGCACGCAGAAGAAGUGAGAUGCUACCUCAGUCUCAGUGAGGCCCCUCCUGGGCUUCCACCUCCGUUUCGCCCGCCUCCCGGGCUAACAAGGGUGGAGCCACUGCCAGUGUUUCAACUGGACUUGAACAGGGUGCAGGAUGUGGCGGAUGCAGCGGAUGCGGCGGAUGCGGUGCUGGUCGCCGAUUCUUACCUUCCCGAUGCACCUCUCAACAUGGUGCCCGGGAGCCUGCAGAGCUUGCAGAGCCUGGAAGGUGACGAGAACGACAUGACGGACCAAGCCGCCUGUCACGAGGAUGCGCAGGAUGGGCAUGAGCUAGAGCAACAGCAGAUCACGCCAAAUGCUCAGGAAGGUGAAGUGUGGCCGGAAGCUGAGGAAGACGACGGGGAGGAUGGCGAGGAGGAGGACGAAGAGGAGGAGGAGGAAGAAACAGAGGAGAGAUCAGAGCCUGAAGAGGCAACGAAACUCGCCGAACAGGUCGAGGAGAACGAUCUUAACCAGCUGGCAGAUCACAAGAAUCACAAUUCCAGCGGGACGAAUGGAAACGUAAGCCACAAGAGGCCCAAGAAGAAGCACGGCAGUGGUGCGGAGGCUUGCAAGGAGAGAGGACGGCGUGCGAAACAGAAGCGCCCAGAAAGGGACGCAGCAGAUCCAAAACCCAAAGUGAAAAAGAGGUCAGCUAGCCCUGAUCAGCCUCACCUGGAGCAGCGGCAGUGUCGAUCAAACAUCGUUCUCCUUGCUCUGGCAGUUGCAGUGAUAGCUGGGAUUGGUUACAAAGUGAUCGGGGUCCUUCCAGCACGUCACAGCAACUUGUCGUCCUUCAUGGAGGAGUCCCUACCGGAGCAUUGUACGAACGAAAUACCAGGUCAUGUCGUGGUGAUGGGUCCGGAGUACAAACUUCCAAAGAAGAUCGUGGAAACAAAGCCGAGCAUCUCCUUGCACGCACCAUGCUUUCUGAAAAGCUUCCAAAAGGUAAGCAAGAAGUACCGGCCGACAGGGAAUUGGCAUUGGUACAAGACGGGACAAGCUUCCGGAGAGCAGCUAAGCAUUCAACAUUCCCACGAGCCUCCGAUCUUCUCGGCACGUGCGAGGGAUGACAGCGCUGUGGUGACUUUCCUCACGGACAACAUCUUUCCAAAGUUUGGUGAAUUGAACGACAUGAGCUACGAGUGGUACGUGCUUCAACAGGACGCAGGCUUCGUUGCGAUGCUGCCAGAUCCGGCCGCACAUGAGUCCCUCCAGGAGGCUCAGAGACAUUGGCGGCCUCUUUUCCAGAAACUGGCUCACACCUUCUACCCAAGAUAUUUCAUGGCCUAUGCAUCCACCUUUGAUGAACAGUCCCUGGAGUGGAUUCGGAAGGACUUCGGUGUAACCUCUUUCCCAGCGGUUGUAGUCUACACAGGACACCCGCAAGACCAGCUGCAGAUUGUCCAGCAAGACGUCCGCGAGAUGACAUACGACAACUUAGCACAGUUCAUCCAGGAUGUGGAGGAUGGUUGCAUGACGUGGCUACAUCCGAUCCUUACUUUUUACGAUUUGAAGCCCAUCACGGAGAAGGAGAUGCCAACUUGCCAAAUGAGAGCUUGA